GUGUUUCUCGACCCGGUGUCCGCCAUCUUGCCUCUCCCUGCCUGCCAGGAGCCGAGUGCGGAAGUGGAAACGGCACUGUGCGGGCUCAGGGUUCCGCCUGUAGACGCCUCGCCAGAUUCCUCCAGCCCCAAACAGCCCACUAUCCUUCACAUUUAACCCUUCCUGAGCAGCAGGGACCCGGGGAGAGAUGGCUGGACGGCUACCGGCGUGUGUUGUCGACUGCGGCACGGGGUAAGCAUUUUAAACUAAACCCGCCGUGAGGACCGGGGGGCUCGGGUGUCACCGAGAGGCUGCGGACGUUUAGCGGCUGUCAGUGUCAGCGGCAGCGGCAUCAACUGGGUGUGUGUCUGCCUCUGUGUAGCUACGGAGCUAACGUGCUAACGAGCGGCUUAACGUGACAUUUCAUCCCGGUGUUACGGUUUAUACUGUGACCCUGUCAAACGGGGACUAACGGGCGAAUGCGCCGGUUGUCGUAGUAACGGGAACCGUUUUAACAGCCGAUGCGUUCUGCGAAAAGCCUCACAUUUCACGGUCACCAUUUAAACCGCAACACCGGUGUCCUCUCUGAGAAACGUCUCUCAAGCGUUUUACACCACUCAGACACCGUCUAAUUUAACGUUUAUGGUCUGUUUGUUUACUAGUUUAAUUGAAUAUAGGAUUUCAUCGUUAUAGUUGAAUAUUUUGAUUCGGUUUGAGAGAUAAUACCUUCACAGUUUAGCUUGUGUCUGCUGCUGCAGCUGCAUGACAAAACCACUGACUGAGAGAAACCCUCACCGUUAGCUUUAUUAAUAUUUGUAUUUUGGGUCAUUAUUUUUUUUAGCAGUUUCAUUGUUUUCGUGAUAAAUCGCCAGUUUUUCUACAACACGAUGAGGAAACUGUUUAUUAGCUUAUGCGGUUCACAAAUCAUUUUACUCAUUUGUCCGGAUUUGCGCAUGCGCAGUGCUACUUCCUAAUACUGCCGACACUUCCUCAUUCACGCUUUUUAGUCCAUAUAUGGUCGUUUCUCGGCAUCCUAGCAUGCUUUUUUGAUUAACUUCUCUGAUUUCUCCUCAUGGCCAAGCUAAAAAUGAUUAAAAUGACCUAUUUUUCUUUGUUACAUUACCCUAUUUGUGAUCUAUUUCUGCAGCACAUGACUUAAACCUGCUGUUUUAAAGGAUACAUAACUAACAGCUCUAUAUUCUCUUGGCUCCUCCUGCAGCUCUGUUGCUAUUAUCGUUGUGUACAUCUUCCUGCUUUUACUCUCGGAUAAAGGACCUGAUUUGUAACCAUAGCCAUUUAAAUAUAUAUUCAAUAAAUACAAAAAAGGUCUCUUUUUCUACAUCGGACAUUUAUAUUUUCUGAAGUAAACUACUCAGCAUGUCAGGUAUUUAAAGUUAGUCUUGGGGGCUGGAUGUGGCUUGCAUCGCUUGCAUGUAGAGGCUUGAACUCCUCACUCCUGACAUGCAUACCUCCCCAUUCAUCCCCUCCUCCUCCUCCUCCUCCUCCUCUCUUCAGGCUGUUCACCAGUCUGCAGCUCGGACCUGCAAACAGCUGUAGAAGUGUAGCUGAGAAUGAGUUUAGCCUGUGCUGGAUUUCACUCAUAAAGCAGAUGGCUUCUCCUCUUAGGCCAAGCCUUGAAGUCAGAGCACAUAUGUUCCAGAAUCAGAGGCUGGAAGAGUUUUUAUUUGCAAAAAUAACGCUUAGUCACAUUUUAGGCGGGGUGCUGGUUUAUUAUGAUGAAGUGUUUUCUGUGGAAACUCUGACAUGCUCUGGCUCUGCAGUUUAGCUGGAGAGGACCAGCUUUCAGCAGAUGUUAAAGGAGUAAACAGCUGUUUUUGAAUCAUGCUCAGUGACAACUCCACUUCCUUUUUACGCUCUAUAAUCAGCUUUACUGCUAUUAAUAGAGAGGCAUUCAAGCAUGCAGUGAAAGAACCGUAAUAUCCUGUGAGGUUUCCUUUUUUGCAGAAGUAUCUGAAGCUGAGUCUUUAUCUCAGGUGUUGCAGUAAAUCAGCCUGUUAAUAAAUAAACCUGUGAUGCAUUUUACCAAAGAGCAGAUUCUUUACUGGACAGAGCUACACCUCAGACAUGUGCUGCCGCUUAUUUCCAGCCUGUCGAGGCAGGUUGAGGUAGACAAGCUGGGACUCUUCUGUGGUAUGAAGGUGUCAGGAACGCUGCUCUUACACUUUGUUGCUGUCUGCCUGGUGCAGAUGUUUUAGUCGUGGUGCAGUUGUUGUAAGCACUGAAAACAAAAUACUAAUAGAUGCAUGGAGGCAAAGGUUGGCUCCAAAACUUGUAUACUGUCCAGCAGUAAUGGAGCCUUCUCAGAUGUGUAAACUGCCAAUGCCAUGGACAUUUAUGCACCUAAGCCAAGUAGUCACAGUUUCACAGUUUCCAUUACGGACUACAGUGGGGUGACGCAGCUCAAGGAAGAACAUUUAUGAUCAUUUCUUUAUUAUUUCCUUUAAGUAAUUAUCAUCAUAUUAAUCAUUUUUCACUGCAGACGCGGUAGUUCUUCUGCCUCGGCGUCUCAGUCUGAUUGUAUUUCCAUGAAGAAAUGAUCAUAAAUGUUCUUCCUUGAGCUGCGGCACCCCGCUGUAGUCCGUAAUGGACUGGCCUGAGGUCUCGCUACAAACAAGCGGCUGCUGGAAGAGAGUGGGUGAGUUGUGUUUAGUCUCUUUGCUAAAGAAAUGAGUCAAAGUUAAAAAUAUGUUUGGUGUCUGGUACUAUGGCUGUGACCCUAUAUGUCCUGUUGAUGAAGUUAGGUGCUGUUCUGAGCAUUAUUUGUGGCUUUAGAGUGGCGUCUUGGUUGAGCCUGUGAGUCUCUGUAUUACUAUCCUGCGGUCGUUACUAAAGUUGGUAUAACUAGAGAAGCAAGCGGUCGGUAAUAUUCAUCUCUGGAGGGGGUGUCUAACUGGAAACACCAGAAUAUCCCUUUAAGGCUGGAGUAUGCUGAGUCCAUGAUUUCCAAAAUGAUUGUCAAAGAUUUGAUUUGUCAGACCGCAGCACAGAUAUUAUCCACUUCACUUCAGUCCAUAUAAAAGGGUCUCAGGCCCAUUUUGGACCGUGUCAAGUGGUUUCUUCUUUGAAUUGUACAGUUUGAAGCUGCUUCUGUGUUUGCAGACAUCAGCUCCUGCAAACACAUUAAUUGUUUGUCGUAAAGACCAAAACUGAACGCCUCCAUGAAGAUGUGAAGAAUUGAAAAUAGGAAGUUGUUUAUUAGUUCUUCUGCUUUGGGAGCAAACAAAGUUGAACUAAACUAAAUCACAUUCUGAGGACCAAAGUUUGCCUUUCACCCGGCUCCAAGCUUUUCCUUUUGAGAAACUGCUGAUGUGGCUCUUCUUGCUCCUUUUAAAUUAAAUUCAAAGAGCCACUUUUUAGACCAGGAUGUGGCCCAUUAUGCCCACAGAGCUUUGGCAGCCUUCAGCAGUGUCCUCUAUCAGUCCCUUGGGCUCUGUGCGCAGGAAGUACUGGAGUUCUGUCUGGGCCAACCUCAACCAGGACCACAUCUGGUCAGCAUGUGCCCCCUCAAAACACCAUUUGUACAGAGAGGAGACAUGGACCAGACUGUUUAGUUUGAAGUCUUUGGUGUUUAGGAGGAGUCUGUUAAAGGGGCAUUCCUUUGUCUUUAAGCCUGGGCCACAUGUUUGCAUGUUCUCCAUCUAAAAUUUCCACAGAAAGUUUGAGAAUUGCUCGAGCAGAUUGUUUGAUUCAGAAACUUGAAGACUGGCGGUAAAUUUUGUGGCAUAAUCUUGAUCAUUAAAACAGCAGCUGAUCAGGGAACACUCAUAAUCCGUUAUUUUUUAGUCGAGGAAGAUGCCAACACAUUAGUUUUCUGGGUAAAUUUAAAACGACCUUUUUACAGCUGCAUAAAUCGUGCAAAACAUGUCUCUUUUGGUUGCUUUGUUUAUGAUGCGGUGGAUUGGCAUCAUUAGCAGACAAUAACAAUAAAACAGCAUAAUAUAAAAUUAUGACUGUGGUUAAAAAAUCCCAGAAUAACUCCUGAAAGUUUGUGCCGUAUUUUCACUCUUCUCUUUGGUUUGAUUAGUAAUAAAACAGUAAAAGCACACAGCAGUGUCGGGGUCACAGCCAGUUGACACUAAGCGUUGUUAGUUUAUGCAGAAGUGAUUUUGUUCCCUCACAGAUAAAUUGAAUGGUUUUCCCAGUGCGACGUGAAUGGCUCUAUUUUACGGCCUCGCAGUAGCAAACUCCAGAGCUGCUGCUGCUGCUUUUGGCUCUUAACCAACCUGCUAACAGACAGUGACGGCAUUGAUCAGAAAGAGGCAGCAGCCAAAACUCUUUUUUACAAAAACUAAAUGUUAAAUGUAAAAAUUUAAAGUGUGAUCUUUCUUCUUCUUCUUGCAGUUACACCAAACUGGGGUAUGCAGGGAACACAGAGCCACAGUUCAUCGUUCCAUCAUGUGAGUACUUCACUUUAUGUCGGAUUCCAGUCACACCAGCAGCUAAGCGGGCCGGUGACCAUGGCAACAACCCAUGGCAACAAGAACCAUGAUGCAUCAGGAUAAUAGGGAAACACUCUCCUGUUUGAGAACCAUAUUUUGUUACCAUAUUAAAGAACAACAAGAAUCUCAUUUCCUGAUAUCGGUGAUUGCUCCUGAAACAUCCACACCUGCCUUUUUACUUCAAGAUUUAAACUUCGAAGUUAUGAGAAAAAGUGGAAAACUAUUUAAAAUGUUAAAAAACUAAGAUUGUUAAACAUGGACUAAUUUUAUCUGUGUUGGACUUGUGUUCUUAUUUUUAUUUUAUUGUUUUUACUUCUAUGUAUCUUAUUGUAAUUAGACUUUAUCUUGAUUUUGCCUUUUUUAAAUUUUUUAUUGGCUGUUUAAUCGAUCGGUAUCAAGUUAAAAUUUAAUCUACUGAGAAGCUAAAUUUCCACACACAUUAAACCAUGUGUUAGAGUGACUAAAUGUUUUUUAUGCAGUUAUGUUCAGAGCAGGAAGUCAGUCUUAAAGGUAUCACAGAACUAAAGUACACAGAAAGUGACAACUGAGUGAAUUUCUGAACAUUUUCUGUGCAGUCCUGCUCACAGCGGUCUUACCAACACUUGUCCAGUAUGUAUCGGUGUGUUUGGACGUGAUCUGCUGUGUGUUUUCAUUGUUGUCUUCCUACCUGGAGGUGUUAAAAAUAUCAACACUGCAGCUCUGAUGGUUUUUAAAUCUGCUGCCAGUGUUGCCAGAAUAGAUUAUGUAACUCUGUUGGGAAAUAAGCAUCAGAAAUAUAUUGUUGUGUGUUGAUGUGGGCUGUCAGGAAGCACUAGUUCAUGUAAGACAAAGCUAGUAUUUAACAUGUGAACUAUUCCCCUCUACACUGUCAUAAUUGACCUGAAUAAUCUCAAGCUCUCUAUCAUCAUUGUCUCGUUCUCGAUCAGUAAAAUCUUCAUGUAUUUUUAAGAAACUCCAUCCUCUCCGCUCCUCUCCAUUAAAUCCUCUUUUCCUCGUCAGGUAUCGCCAUCAAAGAGUCAGCCAAGGUCGGGGACCAGGCCCAGCGGAGGAUGAUGAAGGGGGUGGAUGACUUGGAUUUCUACAUCGGAGAUGAAGCAGUCGACAAACCCACAUAUUCCACUAAAGUAUGUGACCCUGAAAGCCUCACACACCCACGGAUGUGACUGGCAAAGCAAUUACUGUGUUUGAUUUGUUUCAGUUUCUAUACAGAGCUGUUGUUUUCAUCAUCCCUGCUCUGCAUCCAGAGACUCCUGCAGUCAUAAUGCAGCAGUGAACAGUUACAGUGUAAUCCCAAUAAUCUGGAAAUGUUCCUGUAAACAUUGACAGUAAAAGGACCGGUGCAGACCUGCAUGUCUCUGACAGUUUUACAGUAUUUUUAGGUUAGAGUCAGCGGUUAGAAAGUCUGUUAGUGUUUAUAUUUUAUUCUGUGGGUACGAGGAGCUGAGUUGGACUAAAACGGAAAUAUAAGAUCAUUAUUUUUGCCGUAAACGUCCAUCAUGGAUAAAUUUAGUUGAAGAUGAGGUCUGCUUUCACUUCCUCAGAGUUUUUAUGGAACCAUGUUUGUGUCCUUUACUGUAAUCUACAUGUUUUAUACUAAAAAGCUAAACCUUCGUGUCUCAACAGUGGCCGAUCCGUCAUGGGAUUGUGGAGGACUGGGACCUGAUGGAGCGCUUCAUGGAGCAGAUCAUCUUCAAGUACCUGAGGGCUGAACCUGAGGACCACUAUUUCCUCCUGGUGAGAGAGAGCUAAAAGAGAAAUCAGAUCAGUCCAAGAAGGGGCCGGGUUUUCAUGUUCCUGUAACAGGCCGUGUGACUGUAGCGGUGAAAAUAGAGCUGCUCUGACCACACGUUCACUUUCUUUAUUCAAACAUUGACUGUAUGUUUGUUGGUUUGUUUCUGUUUGCAGACCGAGCCGCCUCUGAACACACCAGAGAACCGAGAGUACACAGCUGAGAUCAUGUUUGAGUCCUUCAACGUACCGGGGCUUUACAUCGCUGUGCAGGUGAGAUCGAGGAUGUUUAUGACAUCAAAUCAACUUUACGGCCUCAUUUGAUUUAUUAAGUUAUCAUCACUGAGCUCCUGAGUUAUCUCUCUCACAGAUAACAGUAGCACACAUUCAGCUCAUUAUCACUGUGACCUUUCUUUGUGUGUGUUUGUGUGUUUUCCAGGCCGUGCUCGCUCUCGCGGCCUCCUGGACGUCCAGACAGGUGGGAGAGAGGACGCUGACGGGUACGGUCAUCGACAGCGGAGACGGUGUCACCCACGUAAUCCCUGUGGUGAGUUUUACCAUCCACAGACAAACGCCAAAGAGAGCCGGAGGUACUCCACUCAGUUUACAGGAAGUCCUCAAAAAUCUGAAGCUGUACAUGUGAAUAGAUCCAAUCCACUCUAUUUAUAUAUUACAUUUUUAAAAAACAUUCAAGUUUACCAAAGUGCUGCACAAUAAAAUUCAAAGAAAAUUAAAAGACACUGCAGAAAACAUCAAGAUGAAAUAAAUAAAAGCAGGUAAAAAACAUUUAAAAUGAAAUAAAAUCAACGAAAUAAAAGUGAUAAAAGGACAGAGGUCACACAACCCUCAUGCUGAGCUAAAAGCCAAGGAAUAAAAAUGAGUUUUAAGACGUGAUUUGAAUGUAGAAAGAGUUUUUUAAUCGAGGGUAAACUUCUUGUGUUUGGAGCGCAAAGUCUGUUUUUAUUUCGCUUAAGAAAAGAUGCUCCUUAUAAUGUCCCAACCCUCUCAGUCCACAGAUUCAAAAAACACCAAAGCUCAUGUAAAAUCAAGCCUGACGUCAUAGUUGCUGCUGAGAACGAAAUCAAGAGAGAGUGAGCAGCAGAGUCGAGCAAACGGCACGAGUUAAAACGAGGGAGAGAAACAGAGAAAAGUUAUUUUCAGAUUAUUUCACAGCAGCGAUGUUUCAAACUUAGAAACACUUACAAACACGCCCACAGCUCUGCACAAAUGUCUGCAAAGGUGCAGGAAUCUGUUUGGAUGCUUGGUCUGCUUCGCUGACACUUUGUCCCACCUGAAGAUCUCUGAAGCCUCAGUACACUGAAAACUGUUCCCACUCACAGAUCGGUGGAUAUCAGCAUUUUGUCUCUAACAGACUCUUGUUACCCGGCCUUUAGUAGUUGACUCUGAACAGUUACUUCUGUCUGAAAUACUUACAUGUUAAAAAUCAUGAAAACAAAAACAGACACAAACUCUACUUCUAAUUUGUAUUAAAAAUGAUCAUUCAGGGCUUCUUUUAUUCUGGGUGUCAUUCUGUGCUCCUGACCACUCCUGACAGUGUUGGUGUGUUUUCAGUGAAGUAUUUUCCAUGCGGUGAUCUAAAUGUUUGCACAGUAGCAGGACGAGGCUGAAGUUUCAAAGUAGGCCGCGGUGUUUCAGAGGUUGGAAGGAAUUACUCAGUUUUAGGAAAUGCGCUUGCAGAAUAUAUUUAGUGGCUGAGUAACUGAAUCAGCAUGUCUGCAGCUCCUGCUGAAUAUGUGCAAAAGUGGAGCCAAACACAACAGUACGUGGACACGGAGGAAGCCCUGCAGAUGGAAAAGUGUGAUGCUCUCUAAUUGCUUCAUAACCUCGACUGUCUUUUCUUUUCUUUCUUCCUCCAGGCUGAAGGUUAUGUAAUCGGCAGCUGUAUAAAGCACAUUCCCAUCGCAGGACGAGACAUCACCUACUUCACCCAGCAGCUCCUGAGAGAGAGGGAGGUGGGCAUCCCCCCGGAGCAGUCCCUGGAGACGGCUAAGGCAGUAAAGGUCGGUCCCUCAGCCUUUUCCUCCUCCCCUACAGUGCUCCUGUCCCUCUGCACCUUACAGCUCCUGAGAGGAAGCUUCAAGUCGUGUUCAUUUCUGCUCCGCCUGGAAGCAAAGCAGUCUGUACUUAUCAUGAGGUAGUGUCUGCUUUUGGACAUCAUAGAGAAACAUCAGUAUGACUUUCAAUCUGUUUUCUUACAGAUCCCAAACCAGAGUUAAAUUCAGACUAGAUUUGAGGUCUGAAGGUGUGAAAACUCUCAGAAAAAUGACACAACUUGACUACUAAACCAUGCCAGAGGAGCAUAACAAGCACGAUCAGUCUUUAUUCCUCUUAAAAAUCUUGAUAAUUUGAUGAAGUGACGAGUGAUGAUGGAGCUGACCUGACAGAGCAAGAACACACCCAGAAAAACGGGAUUAGUGAUUAUUUACCAAGUAUGUGAGCUAAUAAAGGAUGUUUUUGUCACUGACGGGCUCGGAUUGUCAUCUGAAGUAUCUGAUUUAUCACACAAAGAGCCCCUUUUCUGUUUAAGAAUGAGAUUUUCUUCGAUCCGCGGCUCCUUUAAAUCCUCCUCUGACGAAAACAGGCGUUUCAGAAAGAGCAAAUAAAACUGUUUUCUUUGGGGAUUUUGUUGCUAAUGUUGUUAGUGACUCUGAGUAACAAUCUGAACACGUCAGUGACUGAAACAAGAAAGCAGUGGAUAUAUUUCUGACAUGCUUAUUUUUCCCAAGGAUCAUCUCUGCAGCUGUUAAAACCCAGUUUAGUGUAAACUCCCAAAAUAGACCACAGAAACAGAAGGCCGAAGUUUAACAAUGACAUAUUCCCCUCAGGCUUCCUCUUUUCUUCUUCCUACAAACAUUAAGAGUCACUAUCGUGUCAUAAAGUUCUGCUUAUUAAAGCUCCAAUAAUGUGAGUCAACAGUCGCAGCAGCUGGUGUUUUAUUUCCUGCACACCUCCUGAAAUACACAGAGAAAAAUCAUCUGUAGGAAGUCAUUGUGUUUCUUCAUUCGGACACCAGGUGGCAGUAUCGAUCUGCCUUUACAUGCAGCGCGUGUCCUUCAAACCCCUUGCUUCUGCUUUUGUUUGGUUUGCUUCUACAGUUUCUUACAAUUACACGGUUCUCCAACCUGACAUCAACCUACGCAGGAGGAUUUUAUUUACACGACUAAACUCAGACUUAAAAGAAACAAAGAAGAGGAAGAGGAGCACUUUAGGCUUUGUCUCCACAAAUCAUAAUUUUUUCAUUUAGCAGGUGAGAAACAGACGUGACUUAAUGUAAACGUCUUAUUGUCUUUAUCGAUUCGCCUCGAUUCACCGCAGCUCCUCCAUGUUUAUUAAACAGCUUGUUACUGCAAACUCUGUUCUGGAUGUCAAGGACCAUUCCUCAUCACCUCCAAGACAAACAAACACGAAAUAAUGGGAAUUUUAAUAAUGAGCAUUAGCACUGAGGAGGACGCCGAGUGAGCGCAUCUCGCCUUUUCAUGUCUGCAAAUGUUAAUUCCACCUUUCUGCCGUCUGGCCUGCAGCCUUGAGCACGUUCUCCACAAAUCAAACUAAUGACAUCUCCUCUGAAUACAAGCUUCCCGUUCUGUCCUGCUCAUUCAUAUUCACAGGCACAUGAGCGAAAUCAGCGACGCUCCAGAUUUGUGUUAGACGUUCAACUGGAAGUGUUUUCAUUACUCUCUUAAUAGAACACGGCAGCGAGGUAGACAAUAAACAACAACAUGCACUCAUUAUCACCGCUGCAUUGCAAAACACUGAUAUCAUAAAGCAUCCUUUGUGUUGUCAAAUGGGUUAUUGGAAAUAUCUUCUGUGUUAAUAAAACAGGAAUUUAUCAACAAAUUAGUCGUUUUUUCAGGCUCUACUCACAGUUUAGGACACGUCUGUUAACCCUUCAAAUUUACUGACACUUGUUAACCUCGUGGCCAAAAAUGGACAGUCUGAUAAAAGUGCAGUAAAAACAUUAUACAUUCAUUUUUUUUUACUUUCAAAGCAUCAUAUCUUGUCAACAACUCCAGACCUAUCCAUACAUAUAAAGUUUUUUUUAACUUUUUAUUUUUUUUUUAGGUUUUUAGUCUUUUUUGUCGUGAGAACCCCUGAUUAUUUCAGUGGGAAAAAUACAAAAUAUGCGAUAUUUCCAAAAAUGAGGUGCAAAGUGAAAUAUUUUUGAUAAAGAUAUAACAGCCCUGACCAUGUCAAUAAUUGAUAAAAAUAUUGAUUUUAAUGCAUAAUUAUUUUUUGCACAAUAACAGUUUUCAGUAUAAACUAUCACUUGUUAACCUCGUGGCCAAAAAUGGUCGGUCUAAUAAAAGUGCAGUAAAAACAUUAUACAUUCAUAUUUUAUUUUACUUUUAAAGCAUCAUAUCUUGUCAACAACUUCAGACCUAUCCAUAGAUACAAAGUUUAUUGUAAUUUUUUAAAUAUUUUUUUAGGUUUUUAGUGUCUUUUGUCGUGAGAAACCCUGAUUAUUUCAACUGGAAAAAUACAAACUAUGCAAUAUUUCCAAAAAUGAGGUGAUAUUGAUUUUAAUGCAUAAUAAUUCCUGGCACAUGAGAGACUCACACUACUCCUUCUCCUCUUUGUUUCCUCUUCCCAAAUUGCAUUACCCCUGUCUGUCCGGCAGGUAUUUCUCUCCUGAAUCCUCCUGGCUCAUGCACACACACAGAGCCCUCAGGGUGCUUGAGCCCCUGCCCUUUUUGCCUUAUAUUAAAUCUAUCUUAAAUAUACAUUAACAUUAACGAACUAUAUCUCUUAUUAUGCUUCCUCCCCAUCAGGAACGGUUCAGCUACGUGUGCCCGGAUCUAGUCAAAGAGUUCAACAAGUACGACACAGACGGCUCCAAGUGGAUCAAGCAGUACACCGGGAUCAACGCCAUCAGCAAGAAGGAGUUCACCAUCGACGUGGGCUACGAGCGCUUCCUCGGGCCUGAGAUCUUCUUCCACCCUGAGGUUUGUCGAGGAACCGCUCCAUCAGAUUUAAGAUUAUUAAACCCGAUUCACACCAGACUGCAUGUGAACAUAACCUCUUCGAUUGUCUGAAGAAAACUAGAAGAUAGAAAGUUUAAAUAUUUCAGUAACUUUGUAAACACAGCUUAAUAUCCAAACUGUUUGGAUUGAUAAAACAGGAAAAAUUCAUGAGAAAAGUUUAAAGCAUCAGACAGAAAUGAUUGUAAAUUCUGGAAAGUAUCGAACGGCUAACAUAAGUCUGAUUUAGAAGUACAAGAUUAGAGUUUUGGAGGAACUUUCGGUCAUCCCUGCCGAUGGUGUGAAUAUAAAUAUCCUGUGAAUCCUCUUCCAAAUCUUCUGAACAUCAAUAACUUUUACUUUCCUUUCACUUUCCCAGUUUGCCAACCCUGACUUCACCCAGCCCAUCUCUGAAGUUGUGGACGAGGUGAUCCAGAACUGCCCCAUCGAUGUCAGGCGUCCUCUCUAUAAGGUGAGAGCGGAGAUUCUCCAGACUGACGGCUCCUCUGUGAGAUUUAUCCAACGAGACACGCUUCGACUUUUAGUCCACAGUUUGAAUCAGCUGUAGAAAACACUCCUCGAGUUGAAUCACAUCUUGUCAGCGAAGGUUUUUUGCUUCAUCUCGCUCACAGCGGUACGAGUGUAACAGCGCGGCAGACUGCAGCUUUUACAGUCUCGGGGGGAAACCCGUAAAGAAGUGAGUGUGCUGCUUAUAGCACCAUAACAAGCACACAGCUGGGGUUAAGAGUUAGUCUAAGUCAGACUGAUUCAACCUCCAGUGUCAAGUAUUGUUAGCAGACUGUAAACAACCUGGAAAGAGCUUUAUUUGCUCCAAAGAUACUAAGAAUUUUACUCUCAACAACGAUCAGCUCUGGUGUUUGUGGUUUUAUGUGAAUUGAAGCUUCUUUAAGAGCUAAAUAGACAAUUUUACCCCUGAAGUUUGUCUAUCUUAUGGUGAAAUACAUGCUGACAGCUCUGGAGCUUCACUAAAGUAUCAGCUGAUGAGGCAGGGAAGGGCAUUUGACAGACAGAGGGAACAAUUCAAUGGUUUCUGCAAUAUUUUCUCCUCUUGCAGCAUGAAGAAAUACAGGAAAGCAGACCAGGUCGAUGCUUUGCUCUUAGAAAACUGAUAGAUGAGCAUCAUGGAGGCAGAUACUGAGAUUUGUGUAAGCUGAUUAAGAAGUUUAGUACGAGGGAAAAUAAACGACUAACCAGAAAAACUCUCUUGGAAAAAUCCAUCAAACAAAAGUGAAGAAUCGUCUGUUCUGAGUUCUGAUGGAGUUCUGGUGAGUUUGAUUCAUCGCCGUGGUCAUAAAGUUGUCUCUGAAGUCACGGAGCAGUUUCCCGUCGCUCAGGAUGGGACUGUUUACUCCGCCUGUUUGGCAGUUAGCCAGCGGCGGGUCACAGGUGUUAAGUGCCUCUUACUCCACGGCUCUGUAAUCCCCGUCACCUUCUCUUCCACAGAACAUUGUUCUGUCAGGAGGCUCCACCAUGUUCAGGGACUUUGGGCGGCGUCUGCAGAGAGACUUAAAGAGGACGGUUGAUGCCCGACUGAAGAUGAGUGAGGAGCUGAGCGGAGGCAAGCUCAAGGUGAGAGAAAACAUUGAUUUAUAUGCAGCGCGGAUCAAUACGGCUCGACUAAACACAAUUACUGUGUCAGAAUGAAACUGAGGAGAAAGGCCUUUAAAGUUCGUCCUUUCACACCACGAUUAUUGUUUCUGCACAUGUGCCGCGAAUGUUGAUCAGUUCAUUUCAAUAAAGUGAAGAUAAUUAGAGCGGAAAAUCUACAAUUGAUAUGUUUCACCUGCAGGUAAGAAAAGUCUCUGCUGCAUUAGAGGCUCUACCUGUGAUUCAUGCUGGAGGGGUGUGAGACAUCUGGAGCUGAAUAUCAUAAAGAAGUUUUUAAUUACACAAAGACGAGCAGAUUUUUCCGGCAAUAAAUCGUUAAAUUCAAUAGAAAACUGUAAUAAAUAAAAUAACUGAAUUUCAUGAUAUUUAGAAGCAACACGGCCAACAGAGACGAGAUUAAACGUUUUUUUUUUACUAACUUUAUUUCCCGAAACUGUGUCAGCUAGUGUUACUUGUGUCGAAUCUUUAUCGGGCGACAAAAACAAGACGAGAAGAAACCUAAAUGGUGGUCUUGUGACGAUAACUAUAACUAAAUAUAUGAUGCAAUAUUGUCGAUGUAUAAAAACGAGACUAAAUGUGGUUCACAAAAUAAAAACUGCUAAAAUUUCUCUUUUUUUUACAGACGAGACGUAAUUGUUUAGUCACAUUGUUAUUGUUUUGCGUCGCCCUGCUCAGACGCAGGUGACAUCACGUCCUCAAUCCCCAAACUCGCGGUAUAUUUAGAUGUUUUUGGGUGAGUUGGAGUCCUGGCCGGGUUAUCGGGGAGAAAAAGAAGUGAUAUUUGGACAUACUUUAAUUUUAUUCUAUACUAUACUAGGUAAUUAUAUGACCGUAUUUUUUGCACUAUACUGACACAAAGACUAAAACUAAAAUUAAAACAGCCGCCAAAAACACCAACACUAGUGUCAGCUGAUGAGACAGAGAACAGCCCUGAUUUUCAAUAUCCACUGAAAGUAUCCACUAUUAAUGAUGCAUCCGAUCAAGAAACAUCAGCAGGAUCGCUCAAUUAUGUAAAGGACAAAAUAUGCAAAGAAGGCUUUGUCCACAGGAGGGCGCCAAAAUAGACCUAAUCAAAGUUCCUCACAGAAGCUUUAAAUUAAGUAAAUGUAGCUGCAGACUUAAUGCACCAGAGUGUUCGGUAAUUAAAGCGAUUAACAGUAAAUCUGAAACAUAUUAAAGCUGCAGAAAAAAGUGACGAUGAUGAUGAUGAUGAUGAUGAUGAUGUAGUAAUGACCUGUCCUCUCUCCUCAGCCCAAACCAAUCGAUGUCCAGGUCAUCACUCAUCACAUGCAGAGAUAUGCAGUCUGGUUCGGUGGAUCAAUGUUAGCAUCAACUGUGAGUAUCUCAAACCUCUUUCUUUCUGCGUUUACUCGUUUUUAUAUCACGAUAAAAAUGUUGAUUUCUACUUUAAGAUUAACCAAAAGUAGAGCGUGUGAGAGUGAAGGACGUGCACUUUGGUUCAGUCUUCAUUUGUCUGAGAGGAAGUGACUUCUGUGGGUGUUGGCACAUCAUUAUCUCCCCCUGGCUGAGUUAUUAGUGUGAAGGAAGCUGAUGAUUUUAUCAGCAGGAAAUGUCACCAGGAGCAAAGGUCUCCGACACUUUAUUCUCCAAAGGCUAAUUAGAGCCUAAGAACCCCGCUGAAAUCGCUGAAAUGAGGAGAAGAGCUCGCCUUUUCUUUGUAGCCGGAUUCUUCAGAGGAGAAACAAGCUCCGAAAAAAACAACAUGAUGACACAUUCAUGGUGAAAAUCGAUCUUCUGAGUGUGUCUUUUACAAAUCCAGGGCAACAGCAGCUUUUUAAGAAAUACAUGACGAACCUGCAGGACAGAGAUGUACUUUUAAUGAUUUCUGUUGAUGCUGUAGGAACGUAACGCUACUUUACAGAGACAGUUAAAAAAUCAAUAUGAAUACGGGGCAAAUUAAAGCUCCUGUAAGGAAUUUUAAGUUGGUUAUGAAGCGCACUUUAAUGUAUUUUGAUAUUUCUCCAUGACCUUUGUUCGAUCAUGCAAAUAAACCAAAUCUGUCCUCAGUCUCUGACUCUAAAGGUCCUACUCCACAGUUGAUAAAAAAACUGGUUAGGAGGGGUAGAGUUUACAUUCAAGAUUUCUCCUAAAAACUAACGCUUCCUCAGAUCCUGACUACCCCACCUCUAAACUCACCAAUCCCAGCAGUCUCUCCUCCAGAACUCACCUGAUAAUGAAGUUAUUUACACCUUUAGAAACGUCAUAAAAAUGAAAGCUGUGAACUCAACUCCAACUGCCUUUCCUCUCCGUGUGUCCACAGCCCGAGUUCUACCAGGUUUGCCACACCAAAAAGGACUACGAAGAGAUCGGGCCGAGCAUCUGUCGCCACAACCCCGUGUUCGGAGUCAUGUCUUAACUCUGGAGUCUGACGGCGGCGGCGGGAAGGGUGGGGGCUGCAGUAUGGGUGGAGUCAGAGGAGGUGAAGUUAGGCUUUGUUAAUGACAGACAGGCUCAGGAGGUGGAGGAGGAGGAGGAUGGUGCUUCUGUGCUUUUUGGAGGCGAGAGGUCGAUCCAGAAUUUAAAAAAAAAUAAAAAUAAAAAUAAAGAAAAGAGGCCAGACCAAACACGAAACGGCUGGAAAAUUUAUCGUGAAUGUUUCUUUAUUUUUUCCUUAUUUCUGUUUUUUUUCUUUCUUUCUUUCAAAAUGAGGGAAAUGGUUUGCAAGCCAAACAAGAUUAGGAACAUUUCUGGAUCUGUCGAACAUGCAGGGAGUCCCGAUGAUAGAGAUGGUGAUGAUGAUGAUGAUGAAGAUGGUGGUGGUGCGUGAGGACACAAACAUUAAGAGAAGUUUCCUGACACCAGAACAUAUUUAUGUUACUCAAAAGUCCAGGCAGGAGAUCAUUGAUGAGUUCAGAACAUAUUCUUGUCUCCUUUCAUUUUGACUUCACACGUCUGUGUACGACAGUAAGAGCUUGUUUAUAUUUCAUACUAAAGUUUUUUAUACGUCAAACUUGGGGUAUCAGGGGUGAAAUCAAUAAAUAUCAGAACCAGAAAGAGACUGUUUUAUCCCACGGUGCAGCUUUGAUACGCAGUAUUUUCUCUUCUUCUAUCAUUACCCCCGUUUCAUCGCCGUCUGCCCUUUAAUUUUCCAAAAGUUCGUUUCAAUCACAUCUGCUUUCACUUCAGGCCGUGUCAGGAUUUCCACCUCUGUGAUGCAGUGAAAAAAGGAAAAAGAGAGGAUUAAUGGAGGUUUUAAAGAUGAAAUAAGAGAGACUGUCAGACCAGUAUUGUUAGACUAGAAGUUUUUUUUAUUAUUAAAUACCAAAUUAUUAAAGAAUGGGAUUUGUGUAUUUAAUGCCUUGCAACAUUCCAAUAAAGGCUGAGAUUUGUUUCUAA
Xyrichtys novacula (pearly razorfish) is the source of this 16132-nucleotide messenger RNA. The record is from the annotation of a GenBank genome assembly. NCBI's taxonomy places the organism in Eukaryota, Metazoa, Chordata, Actinopteri, Labriformes, Labridae.